AUGGCCUCGCCGUACACCGUCCGCAAGGUCGGCGUCCCUUACACGCUCGAGCACCGCGUGUACAUCGAGAAGGAUGGCGUGCCUGUCUCGCCUUUCCACGACAUCCCGCUGUACGCCAACCAGGAGCAGACGAUCCUCAACAUGAUCGUCGAGAUCCCGCGCUGGACCAAUGCCAAGCUCGAGAUCUCCAAGGAUGAGCUCCUCAACCCGAUCAAGCAGGACACCAAGAAGGGCAAGCUCCGCUACGUCCGCAACUGCUUCCCGCACAAGGGUUACCUGUGGAACUACGGUGCCUUCCCGCAGACCUGGGAGGACCCCAACGCUAUCCACCCCGAGACCAAGGCCAAGGGCGACAAUGACCCGCUGGACGUGUGCGAGAUCGGCGAGCUGGUCGGCUACACAGGCCAGGUCAAGCAGGUCAAGGUGCUCGGCGUCAUGGCGCUGCUGGACGAGGAGGAGACGGAUUGGAAGGUCAUCGUCAUUGACGUGAACGACCCGCUGGCUCCCAAGCUCAACGACGUCGAGGACGUCGAGCGCCACCUGCCCGGCCUGCUGCGUGCCACCAACGAGUGGUUCCGUAUCUACAAGAUCCCCGACGGCAAGCCCGAGAACCAGUUCGCGUUCACCGGCGAGUGCAAGAACAAGAAGUGCAGGUACGCCAUGGACGUCGUCCGUGAGUGCAACGAGGCUUGGGAGAGGCUCAUCACCGGCAAGACCGCGCCUGGCAGUAUCGCCACGACCAACCUGACGGUCAGCCACUCCACGAGCCGCGUUACGCCCGACCAGCUGCCGCCCCUCCCCCAGAACCAGGAGCUGCCCCCGGCCCCCAUCGACGCUUCCAUCGAUAAGUGGUUCUUUAUCAGCGGUGCCUCGGCCUAG
Chaetomium strumarium is the source of this 879-nucleotide messenger RNA. Its product is annotated as inorganic pyrophosphatase. Gene Ontology annotation, cellular component: cytoplasm; nucleus. Gene Ontology annotation, molecular function: magnesium ion binding; inorganic diphosphate phosphatase activity. Gene Ontology annotation, biological process: phosphate-containing compound metabolic process. The record is from RefSeq and is a predicted model, not a curated record. Lineage: Eukaryota; Fungi; Ascomycota; Sordariomycetes; Sordariales; Chaetomiaceae. The transcript has 5 exons. The coding region runs from base 1 to 879 and encodes 292 amino acids.